Photinus pyralis (common eastern firefly) is the source of this 5739-nucleotide messenger RNA. Its product is annotated as mucin-5AC-like. The record is from RefSeq and is a predicted model, not a curated record. NCBI's taxonomy places the organism in Eukaryota, Metazoa, Arthropoda, Insecta, Coleoptera, Lampyridae. The transcript has 3 exons. Bases 111 to 5675 code for a protein of 1854 amino acids.
UCUGAUAAUAAACCAAUCGCAUCGCUUGUGAAAUGUGCGCUAUUAAAAAAUAGCUAAUCUGUGUCAGGAUUUUUUUUCGGGAAUCAUCUAGUGCCGACCAUACAGCGAGCAUGUUCCAAAUCGGCUUGGCUGCGGUGCUACUACUGUCAUUUGUUUCUAAUGCUACGCCGAGUAGAAAUUUGCAGUUCCGUAAUAGGCUUCUCUCUUCGGGAUGGCCGAUCAAAGAGCUGAAUCCCGUAGUGUACAGAUGGCCUCCGAAGAUGAGAUCGUUGUGGGUGCCAUAUUAUGUAAGUGAUAUUGUUUUCGAAGAGCCAAUGGAGUACCGCGCUCCUAAGUCUCAAAAGAACGGACCCCAUUUUGACAACGUCCAAAAAAAUAAACUAGAAGGAAUAAGCCUGCAGGAAUACAUACAAGGGCUUACACCAGGUGGGUACGUACCUUAUGUGUAUUAUGAUCCAUACCAUACCAUUGGAUAUCCAUACGGAAAACAACCUCCUGCUCCUUAUGGGUAUAAUUAUAAUGCGUACUAUGGAGGAAACGGUUACAUCUCGACUCCUCCUUCGAGCGGUGCCAAAACGAUCAAAACAACCACGACGUACACCACCUCCAUCACCUUAGUCAAAACGAUUCGGGAAAGGCGCGUGGUUGAGAUAAUUGACAUGAAAACUAACGAAAAGAAAUCAUUUGAGACGAUCGAAAGCUAUACCACGGACCAGGUUGAAGAGUCCACAAUUUUGGAUAGUUGUAAGAACGACCGCCAAGGGAUAAGGGCAAAGCAGACGCUAACAAGAACGGAGAAAGUCACUUCAGUUGAAGAAAGGACGGUGACCACAACUGAGCCAUUGCCAGCCGACAAGCCUGCACGCUGUUCAACAAAAAAGAAGAGCGCCUCAUUCGCCAAUACUACAAUCGUCCUAACCAACGGCACGAUAACAGCAACGGAAACUGCAGCCCCCGGUUCGGCCGCCGUGAAUAUUUUCACAUCGAUCGAUCACCUGAUCGCGAAUACCGUAAUGAACGAGGCCACCACAUACAAACGCAUUUCGGCCAAUAACAUCAACACCAUAAACUCCGCGGAUCUGGACGAACACGAAAGUGUCAUCGAAGAAACUUUUGGCAACUGCUCGUUUGUAAAGACCGGACCGUCACCUAAAUUAAUCGAGACGGGCACGACCAAUGAAGUUAAAGAGGAAGUUUUAGAAUACAUACCCCACCUGUACCCUCUCGUCGUCGACAAAAUUGUAAAACCGGGCCAGGCGGUCGCGGAUAUUUACGAGUCGCUUAAAUCCAAAACCGUCUCGCCGACGACUAACGACGCCGUCUCAAUGUAUCCGAAGGAUGUCGAGACGAUUUGGUCAACACUGGGUGGAAAAGGGAAUGAGAUUAGCACUCCGGCAACCACAACGGCCGCCCAACCAAGCACGACCACAAGCGCAUUUUCAGUGAGUGAUUCGACAAGUGGAGGAACCGCAGAGGCGACGACAACCGCUCCAGCAACCACAACUGUGGCUCCCACGACAACCUCCCAAGCAACCACCACAACCUCCCAAGCGACUACAACAGCUAUCCCAACAACCACAACCGCCGCCCCCACAACAACCGCACCAGUAACCACCACUACUACCCCUACAACCACAACUGUGGCUCCCACAACCUCUCAACCAACUACAACUACUAGUCCUGAAACAACCACCCCUAUAACCACAACCGCCGUCCCCACGACAACCUCCCAAGCGACUACAACAGCUAUCCCAACAACCACAACCGCCGCCCCCACGACAACCGCACCUGUAACCACAACUACUACCCCUGCAACAACAACCCCUACCACUGUUAUCCCGACAACUACAACCGUCGCUCCCACGACAACUGCCCAAGCAACCACAACGACUAGCCCUGCAACAACCACAACCGCCCCAGUAACCACAACUAUCCCGACAACUACAACCGCGGCUACCACGACAACUUCCCAAGCAACCUCAACUACAACCCCAGUAACAACCACCACUACAACUCCUAUCCCGACAAACACAACCGCCAUCCCCACAACGACUCAAGCAGCAACAACGACUACCCCAGCAACAACCACAACCGUCGCUCCCACGACAACCUCCCAAGCAACCACAACUACCACCCCUGCAACGACCACUCCUACAACUGCUAGCCCGACGACAACCGCCGCCCCCACGACAACCUCCCAAGCAACCACAACUACUACCCCUACAACUGCUAUCCCGCCAACCACAACUGUGGCUCCUACAACCUCCCAAGCAUCCACAAUUACUAUCCCUACCACAACCGCCGCCCCCACGACAACCUCCCAAGCAACCACUACAACCGCCACCCCCACGACAACCUCCCAAGCGACUACAACAGCUAUCCCAACAACCACCACCGCCGCCCCCACGACAACCGCACCAGUAACUACAACUACUACCCCUGCAACACCAACCCCUACCACUGUUAUCCCGACAACCACAACCGCCGCCCCCACGACAACCACAACUGCGAGCCCUGCAACAACUACCCCUACCACUGUUAGCCCGACAACCACAACCUUCGCCCCCACGACAACCUCCCAAGCAACCACAACUCCUACUCCAGCACCAACCUCUCCUACAACUGCCAUCCCCACAACCACAACCGCCGCCCCCACGACAACCUCCCAAGCAACUACAACAACGACCACAGCAACAACUGCUAUCCCCACAACAACCUCCCAAGCAACAAUCACAACCGCCGCCUCCACAACCUCCCAGGCAACUACAUCCAGAACCCGCACAACUUCCACAAGGAGUACGACACCAGAAGAGGAGGACGUGAUAAACUACGAUUACGAUCCCAUGCAUCCGAGUUUAAAACACUCCUUCCAUACUAUCGAAGUGCCGGAUGCCGACCCGUCCACGAAAAGCCCGCCCAGGAAACCCAUAAAUCCGUACUCGAUGAAGGUCGUCAAACUUCAAAAUUUCGGCGACGAUUGGUAUCCCGAAUACGACGCCGCAAUGGCCUCCGAAGAAGCAACGGAACCGAGCAGGAAGGCAGCCAAGAAGAAAACAGGCACAAUCACAGCGUCGCCAACUGCAGAAAGCACAGGCGAUACAACUGAGAGCGCACACGCACAUGCGCGUAAAAGGGAAGCCAUCACUCAACCACCGAAAGUAGACUUAGUUAAUCACUCUGCUAUCGCUCCAAAAUCACAAGGCUGGCUCGAAUUCAAUGCAUUAAAUAUAGCUGUGGAGCCACGAUCAGCCGAUUGGAUCGAUGUCAAUUCGACUCGUCCACGAGCAGGUGAUUGGAUCGAUGUCAAUUCGACUAGUAAAGCUCCUGGUCCACGGGCAGGCGAUUGGAUUGAUGUGAAUUCGACUCGUCCACGAGCAAGCGACUGGAUCGAUGUGAAUUCGACUAGUAAAGCUCCUGGUCCACGAGCAGGUGAUUGGAUCGAUGUGAAUUCGACUAGUAAAGCUCCUGGUCCACGAGCAGGUGAUUGGAUCGAUGUGAAUUCGACUAGUAAAGCUCCUGGUCCACGAGCAGGUGAUUGGAUCGAUGUCAAUUCGACUAGUAAAGCUCCUGGUCCACGAGCAGGUGAUUGGAUCGAUGUGAAUUCGACUAGUAAAGCUCCUGGUCCACGAGCAGGCGACUGGAUUGAUGUGAAUUCGACUAGUGAGGCUCCUGGUCCACGAGCAGGUGAUUGGAUCGAUGUCAAUUCGACUAGUAAAGCUCCUGGUCCACGAGCAGGCGAUUGGAUCGAUGCGAAUUCGACUAGUAAGGCUCCUGGUCCACGAGCAGGUGAUUGGAUUGAUGUGAAUUCGACUAGUAAAGCUCCUGGUCCACGAGCAGGCGACUGGAUUGAUGUGAAUUCGACUCGUCCACGAGCAAGCGACUGGAUCGAUGUGAAUUCGACUAGUGAGGCUCCUGGUCCACGAGCAGGCGAUUGGAUUGAUGUGAAUUCGACUAGUAAAGCUCCUGGUCCGCGAGCAGGCGAUUGGAUCGAUGUCAAUUCGACUAGUAAGGCUCCUGGUCCACGAGCAGGUGAUUGGAUUGAUGUGAAUUCGACUAGUAAAGCUCCUGGUCCACGAGCAGGCGACUGGAUUGAUGUGAAUUCGACUCGUCCACGAGCAAGCGACUGGAUCGAUGUGAAUUCGACUAGUGAGGCUCCUGGUCCACGAGCAGGCGAUUGGAUUGAUGUGAAUUCGACUAGUAAAGCUCCUGGUCCGCGAGCAGGCGAUUGGAUCGAUGUCAAUUCGACUAGUAAGGCUCCUGGUCCACGAGCAGGUGAUUGGAUUGAUGUGAAUUCGACUAGUAAAGCUCCUGGUCCACGAGCAGGCGACUGGAUUGAUGUGAAUUCGACUAGUAAGGCUCCUGGUCCACGAGCAGGUGAUUGGAUCGAUGUCAAUUCGACUAGUAAAGCUCCUGGUCCACGAGCAGGCGAUUGGAUCGAUGCGAAUUCGACUAGUAAGGCUCCUGGUCCACGAGCAGGUGAUUGGAUUGAUGUGAAUUCGACUAGUAAAGCUCCUGGUCCACGAGCAGGCGAUUGGAUCGAUGCGAAUUCGACUAGUAAAGCUCCUGGUCCACGAGCAGGCGAUUGGAUCGAUGCAAAUUCAACUAGUAAGGCUCCUGGUCCACGAGCAGGCGAUUGGAUCGAUGCGAAUUCGACUAGUAAGCCUCCCGGUCCACGAUUAGACAAUGAUAGUGCGAUUCAAACAGGAUCCUUGUGGACCGAUGUAGACCCCAUUGCCAAUAGAGCACCGUCAGAGCGCGAAGGCCCAACGAAUGCAGAUUUCGUUUCAGUUGCAGAUGCUUUCCGAAAGAUCCUAGAAAAUGUGGGCAAGAAAAAAAAUAGACAAGGAAAGAAUGAAACUCAAGGGAUAGAAACAGGUCAAGAAAGUGCGAAUUUAAAUAACGCUGCAAAUGUUGAGGAUAACAAUGCGUUCUCACCUUCACAUACCAACCCAACGUCAACAGCGGGUGACUCAGUAGAUGGCGCAGGUGCUGGAAGCGGGACGAUUACAAACCCAAAUGUUUCAGAAGGGACACCCGCCAAUGAUACCAGCGACUCGAUCACAGAUGGCACUGCCAUCGCAACGCCUUCAGUUCGCAACUCAAAAGAUGGCGGUUAUAUUCCUAACGUCUGGGUCAUAAAAGGCCCUCGCAUAGAGAACUCGGCCACCAUAAAAGAUGGCGCUGAUGUUACACAUGCGCCAACGCCUACUACUGUAGCGCCUUCAGUAGAUGACGCUAGCACAGCCUCUCCAGUAAACGACGCUAGCACAGCGCCUCCAGUAGUUGACGCUAGCGCAGGGCCUCCAGUAGUUGACGCUAGCGCAGCGCCUCUAGUAGAUAACGCUAGCGCAGCGCCUCCAACAGUUGACCCUAGCGCAGCGCCUCCAGUGAAUGUCGCUAGCACUUCUGAAAGCAACCCCGUAACGCAGGCGAAUCCAGAGCAUGAAACCAAACAAACAGAUUCCCUAGAAAGCUUAUUUGACAACUGGUUUUCAGACGAAUACGACACUAACCUCAAAAAUCGCCAACACCUACCGAUGAAGGCCUACCUGAAGAUGCUCGCAAAAGAAAAUCUUUCUAGAGACUACAACGACGCCCGCCGGGGUAACAGAGUCGAGCGCGACACGAUGGUCGUGAAGCGCCCGAGCGAUACCAGAAAAUACCGUAAUUUGUAAUACUUUCACAGUGUUAAAUAAGUAACGCACUUGUGAUGUAAAAUAAAAUUUUACUCCAAAUCUC